Molecule: messenger RNA, 1208 nt
Organism: Oldenlandia corymbosa var. corymbosa
Lineage: Eukaryota; Viridiplantae; Streptophyta; Magnoliopsida; Gentianales; Rubiaceae
Source: the annotation of a GenBank genome assembly
UCAACCGUCUCCGUCCGGUAGCUACUCCCAAAAUUCAUCUUGCCAAAUCACAAUGGAGCGUUCUUCAUCUCCACCAGCAUCAAAAGCUCCCAUCUUUUAACACUUCUGUUUGCCCACCGUCACCAAUUGUAUCUGCUGCUACCCACUCCGCCGCCAUUCCAUCUUCGUCGGAGUUUCAAGAAAUGCCGCCCAUGAAUGCAUCGCCAUCUCCACUUCUUGGCACAUCUUCGAAUCAAGAACACAUCUUUUUUGGGGGUUUCGAGAGCAACAUUCCAAUUUCACACGGCGGCUCUGUCUCCGUGGUUCCUUCUUCGUCGGCUUCUUCUCAUCAUAUGGAAGCCAGGGUGCGUCCGGCUAUGAAUGUAACAGAAGCAGCAUCAUCAUCAUCAGAACUUCCGGCACCAUAUCCGAACCAACAACGUAACGAAUUGGAACCAUUUUUUCCUAAUCAAGAACCCAUCUUUUAUGGGAGUAUCGAGAGCAACAUCAGGAACCCAUCUUCUUCCUCAGCUUCUUCUCAAGAAUCCACCACGGUGCCAGCCAUGAAUGUAACUCAAUCAACGUCAUCAGCCUUUCCGCCAUCAUAUUCUAACCAACGAACCCAAUUUGGCCCUAUUGCAUCAACCCACGGCUCUAGAAUUCAAUCCUUCCCCCAGUUGCAAGAAGCCGUCAGGGGUCCUCCGAUCGUUGGCUAUGCAUUCCGAAUUGUGCGUCGUACACCUGGUUUUUAUGGCUAUUCUUCACCUUAUUAUCACAUGCCAAUGCCGAUUACUGGGCCUGUGUAUAUGGAUUCCCCUGGUGAAUUCAUUUCUCUGAUUGAUGAGGCUAUGUCUGAGGAUGGCUCAAAUACGAUUCGCAAUUACAUCCAGAGUAUUAUUCACUCUGACGAUCAUGUGCAGUGCCAGUUCACUUCCUCACUCGCCCAAGAUCUUCAGGGUGCUCUGAAUUUGAUGACCCACGAAAUUGGAUCCUGGGUUAUCAAUGAUUGCUUCACAUUCUUGCGCCCCGAAGCUACACAAAUUCUGUACGACAUUGUUUUUGACAAUGUCCACUCACUGGCAGUUGAUCCUAAAGGUUCCAUUGUAGUAAAUCAUUGCAUCGAGUUUUCUGAUGGACACAGGAGAGAACAACUCUUAAACAGAGUUCCAGACUCUCAAAUCUGCAUUGCUGGAGCUCUCAUCUGGUGCCCAAUCGAAGGUGAUCCGUGA